This is a messenger RNA of Fusarium sp. VM40, 1128 nucleotides long. Lineage: Eukaryota; Fungi; Ascomycota; Sordariomycetes; Hypocreales; Nectriaceae. The record is from the annotation of a GenBank genome assembly.
AUGUCGGCGCGCUUCUCACUUCAGCCUAUAGGCCGCUUUGCAGGUACAAGCGAGGCUGUUAAAAGACCCAAGGAGUUCGCCUGCUUCUCAUACGACGACAAUCAUAAGUUUCACCUAGACGACUCUUCUAUCAAAUAUUACUACACACCACAACUAGGAGCAGACCUCUCCAAAGGAUUUGAUACCUUUCAGAAGCUGGAUGAUACCGGGGAUGACCACCUUGACAGUCUUCUCAAGACCAUCGUUGCUCAUGAGCAGGAAACCGGCAAAAAGAUAGAUGCCAACGUUGUCACAUGGAGAGGAAUGAUGACAAAGAUUAUGGCAACGCCUUUUGACAAUAUGGACGGCUUUGAGAUGAAUGCCACCCUCUAUCAAGACUGCGUCUUCAUUGAGGAGAAUAACGCCUACAAGGUGGCAUCUAGAUCUAACGAGGGCAACAACAAACGCAGGAGAGGGCCCCCACUCGAGGUAAUGCAGUUUUGGGGUUACAAGUUCGAGACGCUGUCAACCUUGCCCGCACCAUGGGCAGAAACGUCACGGGAGUUCAUCGAAAACCGUGAGAACGAAGUCGUCAACAACAAAGCUCAAUACUGCUCCGUCGUCCGAACAGGUAUAGGCAAAUCUGUCCUCUGCCUCGGCGGUGAGGUCGAUGCUAUCUGGGACUCAAAGCCUCAAGAAAAAGGCAGCCCCAUCAACUGGGUAGAGCUUAAGACGUCAGCCGAGAUUCGCAAUGCGGGUGACAUGGAGAAUUUCAAUCGUAAGCUGAUGAAGUACUGGAUCCAAUCGUUUCUUCUUGGCGUACCACGUAUUGUUGUUGGUUUCCGCACACGUGAUGGGAUUCUGGUUGAAGCAAAGGAUAUCGAGACUCGUCGCAUUCCCGAGAUGGUCAACGCUUAUCCGAAUCCCAAGUGGAACGCUGACAUGUGCGUCAACUUUGCAGCUGUUUUCUUAGACUGGCUCACGGACAACAUCAAGGAUGAGGGCGUCUGGAGGAUAAAGCGUGAGCCACAGUCACCAACCAUCGAGCUUUUCAAGGUAGAGGAGACAGGUCACGGUGACAUUCUAUCGGAUGAGUUCAAGAACUGGAGGAUCAAGUUAGCUCUUGGACCCAGCGAUGAAACUUCAUAA